AUGGCUACGUACGCUGACGUUGUUAAAGAAAAUUUAGAAGCAAACGUAAUUACUAACAACACUCGUUCGCGAAAUAUUCAGCCCUUUCAAGUUGAAUUUGAAGAUCAAAAGACAGAAAAUCAUGAUGCUACGCUGUUCGGCUCUAAACCCGAAGUUCAAGACGAACCACGUAAAGGAGCGCGAGGACAAGGAAGGAAAAGAAAACGGAAAUCAAAAGAAAAAAAUAACGGCGAAAUGUCUCAAAUGCCAGAAGGAGAUGAUGAAUAUGGCUAUGAUCCAAUGAAUAUGGAUGAAUACGACGAUGGACAACUCGACGGUACUGCCGGUCCCUCAUAUAAUCCUCAGUCAAGUUACGGUAUAAGAGAAGCUGGUGGUUAUGAUGAAGGUUUCUUUUCAGGGCCUGUACAUCAACAGCAUCAUAAAGGCGGUAGUCAUCAUCACAGGCAAAACCAACAAAGUGAUAAAACUGUUGACCAGGAUUUCUUUAAUGAUUUUCCUGAUGAUUUCGAUGAUGAGGAUUUGAAAUGA
This is a messenger RNA of Racocetra persica, 528 nucleotides long. The record is from the annotation of a GenBank genome assembly. Lineage: Eukaryota; Fungi; Glomeromycota; Glomeromycetes; Diversisporales; Gigasporaceae.